Messenger RNA from Coregonus clupeaformis (lake whitefish), 562 nucleotides. RefSeq names its product 40S ribosomal protein S15. Gene Ontology annotation, biological process: ribosomal small subunit assembly; translation. The transcript is spliced from 4 exons. The coding region runs from base 83 to 520 and encodes 145 amino acids. The record is from RefSeq and is a predicted model, not a curated record. Gene Ontology annotation, molecular function: RNA binding; structural constituent of ribosome. NCBI's taxonomy places the organism in Eukaryota, Metazoa, Chordata, Actinopteri, Salmoniformes, Salmonidae. Gene Ontology annotation, cellular component: cytosolic small ribosomal subunit; ribosome.
AUAGCCGGAUGUCCCUGCGAGUCGCGCGAUAUUAGCACCAACGAGACUUCGGAAUGUUCUUUUCCCCGGAACAUCAGGCAAGAUGGCGGAUGUCGAGAUCAAGAAGAAGCGUACCUUUAGGAAGUUCACCUACAGAGGUGUGGACUUGGACCAGCUUCUGGACAUGUCCUAUGAACAGCUGAUGCAGCUGUACUGCGCCCGCCAGAGGAGGCGGCUUAACCGUGGCCUUCGCCGCAAGCAACAGUCCCUCCUGAAGCGCCUGCGUAAGGCCAAGAAGGAGGCUCCCCCGAUGGAGAAGCCCGAGGUGGUGAAGACUCACCUCAGGGACAUGGUCAUCCUGCCUGAGAUGGUUGGCUCCAUGGUCGGAGUGUACAAUGGCAAGACCUUCAACCAGGUUGAAAUCAAGCCUGAGAUGUGCGGCCACUACCUGGGGGAGUUCUCCAUCACCUACAAGCCAGUCAAGCACGGUCGCCCCGGUAUCGGAGCUACACAUUCUUCCCGUUUCAUCCCACUGAAGUAGAAUGGCUGCUGUCUUUGUAUAAAUAAAAUUGAGGUCCCCACA